Psammomys obesus (fat sand rat) is the source of this 1302-nucleotide messenger RNA. It is a transcript of the gene Cmbl, whose product is annotated as carboxymethylenebutenolidase homolog. Gene Ontology annotation, molecular function: hydrolase activity. The transcript is spliced from 6 exons. The record is from RefSeq and is a predicted model, not a curated record. Bases 175 to 912 code for a protein of 245 amino acids. NCBI's taxonomy places the organism in Eukaryota, Metazoa, Chordata, Mammalia, Rodentia, Muridae.
UUUUCCCGGGAAUGCAGGUCACCCGGCCACCGGCCACCAUCACCGCGUCUACUUCCCGUGCAGACCGAAGCUCCUCCCUCCUGCCGUCCGUCCUCACUCGGUCAGCUCCAGGGCUUGUGCUUCCUGCUGCCUUCCUGCUCUUCACCACCCGACAAGCCUGACAUCAAGACCCCGAUGGCUAAUGAAGCUAACCCUUGCCCAUGUGACAUUGGUCACAGGCUGGAGUAUGGUGGCAUGGGCCAGGAAGUUCAGGUUGAGCACAUCAAGGCAUAUGUCACACGGUCCCCUGUGGAUGCAGGCAAAGCCGUGAUUGUUGUCCAGGAUAUAUUUGGCUGGCAGCUGCCCAACACCAGGUAUAUGGCUGACAUGAUCGCUGGAAACGGAUACACAACUAUUGUUCCAGACUUCUUUGUGGGGCAAGAGCCUUGGGACCCAUCUGGUGACUGGUCCACUUUCCCUGAGUGGUUGAAAUCAAGAAAUGCCAGAAAAAUCAAUCGAGAGGUCGAUGCUGUCUUGAGGUAUCUGAAACAACAGUGCCAUGCCCAGAAGAUUGGCAUUGUAGGCUUCUGCUGGGGGGGCAUUGUUGUGCACCAGGUGAUGAUGACAUACCCAGAAGUCAGGGCGGGGGUGUCUGUCUAUGGCAUCAUCAGAGAUUCUGAAGAUGUUUAUAAUUUGAAGAACCCAACCUUGUUCAUUUUUGCAGAAAAUGAUGCUGUGAUUCCACUUGAGCAGGUUUCUGUGCUGACCCAGAAAUUGAAAGAACACUGUAAAGUUAAUUACCAAGUAAAAACCUUUUCUGGGCAAACUCACGGCUUUGUGCAUCGGAAGAGAGAAGACUGCUCCCCUGCUGACAAACCCUACAUUGAGGAGGCUCGGAGGAAUCUCAUUGAGUGGCUGAACAAGUACAUUUAACACCACUUAAGCAUAAAACAGCUGUUAUCAAAAUUUGCCUGGAAAUAAUUAACCAUGAUCUCUUUAUGUAAAAUAUAGGAAUCCUAAAAUUCUUCUGAAACAUAAAUACAAUAGAAACUAAAUAAAUGCUCAAUACUUAUAGAACUCAAAUGAUAGCAUAACUCUUAAUUAUUAGGCGAAUCUGGGGUCAUCCAGGGACCAGCUAGACUCUCAGAUAUGGCCUUAAACUGGUAGUGAACACUGUUAAGGCAAUUCAUAUACAAAGCCAGGAGGAUCAUGAGUUGUUAAGUAAGUAGUUUAUGGGCUUUGGUGACUCUGGGGAGCAGUGUUGAAACUUAGUUCCUAGAUCCAAUUAUUCAACCUAAUAAAGUGAUAUUUUAAAUUUGUGAA